GCGCUGCUGGAAGGGCUCCGUCACAACAACACCGUCACUGAGAUCGACCUUCGAUAUGAGCAUGGGAUGGAUUUGGAUCGAAAGAAGGCUGAGAAGAUCGUGGCAGCCAAGCGACCGGUGCAGAAUGCCUUCAAGCGCUUCCGGAAUGUCGUUUUCUACAAGAUCCUGGCGGAUUGGUACCUGAGACAGGGGAAGGUGAUCGUGCUUGGCGACAAGUAUUAUUCGGCUCAAUAUAUGAACGACCACCCAAUCAAGGGCAUUGGCAACGCUGGCGCACAGGCGGUCGCAAAGAUGCUCCGCGAAAACCGCAGCGUUCAAGAGAUUUAUCUCCACGACAAGAGGAUUGGGGAGAUCGGCGGCCAGGCUCUCCUUGAAGCCCUGCGACACAACAGCCGUGUGCUUGUCAUGAACUUGAACGAAAAUCCCGCCAUCAGCGAUGAGGUCAAAAAGGGGAUCCAGGGGCUCUUGGAAGCGAACAAGGAGGCAGUCCGGCGGCAAAAGGAGGCAUUCUUUGCAACUUUGAAGGAGCUGCAGCGGCUGAGUGAGGCUAAACCGGGUAUGGGUAAGUCCAUCUUGGAUCGGCUGGAAGGCACCACAUGGUUUGAUGAUGAGUCGAAAUGCCGAAUUGCACACGUCCAAAGCGGCGAGAUCGUGUGGGAUCCCAAUGUUGGCACGCGCGCCAACAGCACAUUGAUCUCCGACGGCAUCAUUCUGGCACCUCGGAGACCGUCGGCGGGCGCCCACGGGGUUGCCCACAGGGUUGUGAAGCAAGCAGGCUUUAUGUUUUCCUCACCAAGGCGAAGUGGACCUGGACGCAGAGCCAGCAUGCAUUACCUGGUCAUGCUGGAACGACCUGCCUUCCGAGAUUCAAAGCUUCAUGUGGAUCAAGGGCUGACCUUGUACAACGAGCAGGAUGGGCCAAGGCUGCAUUGUCUUCGAGCGCGGACGCCCGGGGCCUUAGACCGACGCCGAGAGGACGGCGCACAGUUGAAGGUCAUCUUUGAGAACUUUGAGGACCAAACCCGGCGCGAAAAUGAACCUUCACUGGAGGAAAUGCGGAUCAUGCAGGAAGCCCUGUUCGGUGAUCCACCUGGCUAUAUGAAUGCCUGCCAUUUGGCGGAUGCCAUGCGCGCUGCCUCGAUGAAUCCAAAGGAUUCCGAGGUGGAAGAACUCCGAAGAUGCUUCGAGAUCUUCGAUACCGAGAAAACAGGCAACAGCUUUCCAGACGAGAAGUUGGAGGAGACUUGUUUCAGUUUUGUGCUCGUUUGUUGUCCUGCUCGCUUGAAGACUCCAGUUCCCCUCAGAACCAUGGAUAGCUUCCCUUUGAAAGUCAUGCAGCUAAUUUCUACGCAGGCGUUGCUGGAGAAUGCACCCUUUAAUGGUCAGGGCUAUGACUAUUCCUACAUCAUGUGCUACCUCCUGGGACCUGGGGCACCGAAGAUGCCAGAAGCUCCAGAGGGGAGAGGGCAAGGAGGGAGGGAGGAGAUCAGUGAGGAUCAGGAAAAGAAGGAAGUAGGUAUCUCAGAGACAUGCUAUGAUGCCGAACGACGCAGAAUUGGGAAUGCUUCAGGUUCUGUGCGGGUUCUGUUGGAUGUAAUCGUCUCGGUCUUCAUGAACGGCUUGACCCUGCGAUUGGUGCCAGAAGAGUUGAAAGAUAAGAAGAUGGUCAUGGAAGCAGUGCAGCAAAAUGGAAUGGCUUUGCAAGCCGCACCUGGUGCUUUGAAAGAGGAUAAAGAAAUCGUCACAGCUGCGGCCCGGAGCAACUGGAGGGCGUUUGGAUUUGCGGGUGAAGCAAUGACCGAGGAUCCGGAGAUGAAAGUCUUUGCGCGCAAGCUGGAGUUGCUUGAGCUAUUCCAGAGAGAACGGUAUGGGGAGACUGUGUUUGAGGCGGCCAUGAAGGAGUUGGAGAAUGACAGGGACGUAGCCUUGGCCGCCGUGCAAGGGAACGGCGAUUUGUUGCGGUUGGCAGCUCCGGAGUUGAAGGCCAACAAGGCGAUCGUUUUGGCCGCAGUUCGACAGAAAGGAUUAGCGUUGGAACAUGCAUCAGAUCACUGGAAGAGGGACAGAGAGGUUGUUCUGGCAGCAGUCAGGGAAGAUGCCAGGGCUUUAGGUUCUGUGCCCGAAGAAUUGACGAUGGAGAAAGAAUUCAUCAUAUCAGCCGUGCAACAGAAUCCGUUUGCCUUGCAAUAUGCAUCGAAGGAAUGGAAGGCAAACAAGGAUGUAGUUUUCGCAGCCGUGGAGAUAUGUGCUACUGCCUUGGAAUUUGCAUGUGAAGACUUGAGGACAGACGGUCAGCUCGUUGCGUCCGCAACACUGCAUCGCUUGGCAACGUGUACCAGUGACAAGGCUUUCAUGCUGGAACUAGUUCAAGUUGGGGGUUUUGCCCUGCAGGUUGCGCAUCCUGAAUUGAAACGGGACAAGGAGGUGGCGCUGGCCGCAGUUCAACAACAUGGCAGCGCGUUGGAAUUCGCGGAUGUUCAGUUCAAGCAGGACAAGAAGAUGGUCUUGGCCGCAGUUCAACAACAUGGCAGGGCGUUGGAAUUCGCGGAUGUUCACUUGAAGGCAGACCCAGAAGUGGUCUUGAACGCAGUGGUGAAUGAGAUUACGGCCUUGGAAUUUGCGUCUGAUGAGUUCAAGCAGCACUCAGUCUUCAUCCAGCAGCUGAAGGGAGACAUGAUUUCUUUACUCUUGAAGAGAGAUGGCGAAUUUGGAAAAGUCUUUGGAUGUGGUGUCCUCGAGAAGUUCCUUUCAAACCACUCGGAGGAGAGGGUGAGGAACAAGUCACGCAGGGCCUUGCAAGACAAGGACGUCGUCCUGGCCGCUGUGUCACAGAACGGCUGUGCCUUGAGAAAUGCCGCAGAGGAGUUGAGGGCGGACAAGGACUUUGUCCUGGCUGCUGUGUCGCAGGACUGCCGUGCCUUGCAAUAUGCCGCAGAGGAGUUGAGGGCGGAAAAGGACCUUGUCCUGGCUGCUGUGUCGCAGGACGGAAGUGCCUUGAAAUAUGCCGCAGAGGAGUUGAGGGCGGACAAGGACGUUUUCCUGGCUGCUGUGUCGCAGGACGGGAUCGUCAGCGCACGCUUCAGCGCCACCAUCAUCAUAUCGUGGCGAGGCCGCAUGCAAGUGCAAUAUCAGAGUUUGCCAGGACGAAAUCAGCAAUGGUUGGGUGAGCAAAUCCCAUCCAAGGCAUGUGCAGGAAUGGGAUACUGGAUGAAGAAGGUAUCUGAGCCCGACCGCUUCAACCUUUCACCAGCCGAAGUCGUGAAGGUGGCAUGUGACGGUGUGCGAAAGGUAGGCCGGCUGUUGAAGUAUAUACCGGAGGAGUUGCAGAAUAACAAGAAGGUUGUCUUGACGGCGGUGGCGCAAAGUGGUGAGGCCUUGCAGUUUGCAGCAGAAAAGCUCAAGAUGGACAUGGAGGUGAUCUCAGUCGCCCUGCAACAGGAUUGGGGAGCUUGGCACUUUGUUGCAGACGAGCUGAAGAGUGACCAGGAAGUCUUGGCGCUUGGUCCCAUCAAGCACUGGCCAUCACAAGUGCAAGCACGUUAUGAGUCUUUGGAAGAUGCUCCUCCAGAGCUUCGCAGCAACAAAGGGUUUAUGAUGGCUGCAGUAAAGUCCCAUGGCUAUUGCUUGAAGUACGCAAGCGAGAACUUGAAGGAGGAUAAGGACUUGGUGAUGGCAGCCAUCAUGCAGAAUGGCACGGCAUUCAAGCUCGCUGCUCAAAAGUUGCAAAAUGACCGCACCUUCGUGCUGGAUGCAGUGUUGGCAACUCGAGCACCCUGGCUUCGACAAUACGUAUCUAGCACGCUUCAGGCUGAUAGCGUUUUUCAGCAAGAGGUGGCCAACGCAGCUGGUCAUGGCCUCGUUUUUACGUGGUACAACUCGCCAGACGUCUUCAAGAACAUGCGGAAAGAUGUGAGCGCCACUGGGGCCUCUGUUCCAGGUGGAGCUGCUUAUGACAAAGUCAUGGCAGAGUUGAAGCGCGCUGAUCGUGGCCGAACGGCCACCGUUUGGUUUGAGGAAGCUUUGGUGUUUGGUGCGACCAACGAUGCCGGGGACUGGACCCAUCCAGCUGAAGAUUGCGGGCGAGAUCGGAUUGAGGUCCCGGAGAAGAAAGGCCGCCAUCGGAUGUGGGAUUCGGUCGUUGAAUCGCACACCACAAGAGAACCACCUACAGUCGGCGCAAAAUAUAUAUGUUGGUGUUGCCAUUGGAUUCGGGAAGUGAACGCACAGCAUAAGGAAGGCUCGGUUGUAUGCUGCACAGUUUCAAACAUCUUCUCUCCAGACUGGGUUGAGUUAUAUAGCGCUGGCUCUUCCGAGUUGAGCGAUGCUCGAGCCAUAGAUUAUGGCUUGCCUCAGGAACGCUUCCAGAAUCUGCCAGGCGGUCUACCCCCCGGCUGGGGUGAAGGCCGAAUUCAGCUCUCGGACGGCAGCAGUUUCCCCAGAGAAGCGCCGGAACAUGACUUCACAAAGAAGCCCUUGGGGCAAGGCUGCCGGUGGGAACGUCAGGUCUUGGACAAGUUGGGUAUCCCGGUCAACGCGUUCUUCAUGCCGUGA
Messenger RNA from Durusdinium trenchii, 4551 nucleotides. NCBI's taxonomy places the organism in Eukaryota, Dinophyceae, Suessiales, Symbiodiniaceae. The record is from the annotation of a GenBank genome assembly.